GGUUCAACACGUUGUUUGUUCGCAGUUUCCCCAGUCUACCUUGUAGCUAUACUAGAGCUCGACGCAACAAACUGACGUGACGUUUCCGAAGUUUACACUGUUUCACAAGGCAACAGUACCCCACCCAUUACGGUGGUUCAACUUCUGUCUAGGAGACAACCACUAACAAGUUUUAAGUUCGAUUUCUACAUAUAGCUGUCCUGGAAUAAGAGGUGGUUACCGGGAUACAUACACAAUGAAACUGGUGUGGACGGCAAUCAUCUGGAUCAGCAGCUUUGUCAUGGUAUCUCUUUCUGAGGACUCAACAACUUACAACUAUCCAUGUGGUCGUGGCUGCUAUAACUGCACUCCUUGUGGACUCGGCUACGGAGUCGAGACGCCAUGCAAUGGUCACAAUCCACCCAAAUGCAUAAAAUGUAUAACCGGCUCCAACUACUCUGACAUCGAAGUCAAUUACAUUGAACCCUGUCAGCAGCUUCAAUCCGAAUCAACAGUGAUCUGUCCACCAAACAAACAUCACGCAACCGAUUCAAUCUAUGGCAUACACUGUGUUUGUCUCCCAGGCUACGUUCCAAAUCUUGAACAGAGAUGCUAUAAGCCAAUACAUCCAAAGCCAACAAGCAGUCGCAAUGUACACUCAAAAUCAAUCCACAGUCCAGCCACAUCCACAGAACCGGUUGUACGUAGUACACAAGUUCAAGAAAGUAUUCGAACACAUCCAACUCCAUCUACUGAACAACACGCUAGCAAGUGGAUUAUAAUGAGCACACAAAGUAAAGCAACACAUGCAGAGCCAUCAAGGAGAAGCAAAUUUCAAUCAAAAUCAAUCUACAGUCCAGCUGCAUCAACAGAACCAGUUGUACAUAGUACACAGAUUCAAGAAAGUAACCAAACAAACCUGAUUCCAUCUACUGAACAACAGCCUAUCAAACGGAUUAUAAUGAGCACACAAGGCCACAUCACUAGUCAAAUGGAUUUCUCUGUGAGAGCAACAGAGUCUCGCCCACGCCAAGAAGACAAAUCAAAUGGUAGCACACUGCCAUCUUGGGCUAUUGUUAUUGUUAUCAUAGUCGGAGGCAUAGUGUUCCUGUUAGUCUCAGCCAUUGUAGCUCACUUCACAAAACGUCAAAGAUCUGGAGAAGAGUUAGCAACUGAUGAAGACACAGUUGGACUGACAAGCGAAGCCCUAACUCAACCGGAAGAUGAAGGUGUACCAAGAAAUCAGCAGCAUGGUGAACCACAAGCUGAACUUAUCAGUACAAUAAAACAAUUGUCUCAACCAGUCAUUGUACAUGUGGUGAGAAAACUUGACGCUACCGAGCCUGCUGAGCUGAAGCAUUCGCUAAAGUGUCUCUGUCACAUAUUGAAAAUUGACGAAUUGAAAGUUCUCAGUGCUUGCAAUAAUUUUGGUACAACACUAGGCCAACGAUUCUUUGACGUUCUCCUUCAAACACAUCCAAACAUGGCUAUCAGUACACUUGCAAGUGCUCUCACUAAUGAAGGAAGACGAGAUCUGGUUCUUGUCUUCAAUAAUGGGGUUGCUGAACAAAGUUUAUGUAUGGAUGAAAACCAGAUGAUUAGUCAGCCUGAGUCACGUGGACCGUACCAAGAAAUCCAAGAUCCAGAAAACGAUUCUGGGCAACAGCUUGUGGUCAAUGGAAGCAGCACUUGAACUGUUCACUGGAUGUAACAUAAACAAGGUUGUGUUGUCUGUUGAAGACAUCAUAGUUUGCAAAUUAGCGUGUGUGUGUUAAUUAAUUAAGUAACUCAGUUCAUUGUGGAAAUUGUCAUAAAUGUUGUCAGUUAACUAAAAUAAAACACAACAAAUCGAUGGCCGAGCUCUGUUGAUGAACAAUAUGUUGAGCAAUGGCAAAAUGACUCCACAGCAAUUUACCAGCCUUGUGAUUACUACAG
Corticium candelabrum is the source of this 1914-nucleotide messenger RNA. RefSeq lists its product as uncharacterized. Lineage: Eukaryota; Metazoa; Porifera; Homoscleromorpha; Homosclerophorida; Plakinidae. Bases 236 to 1672 code for a protein of 478 amino acids. The transcript is spliced from 4 exons. The record is from RefSeq and is a predicted model, not a curated record.